UGUGACAACCACGUCCUCAACUUUGGUAUCUCUUCUGAUACUUCAGAUUCACAACCGACCAUCCCUUGUCCCAUCUUCGUCAUGGGAUCAAGAUACCUGCAAUUCCAUCUCCAUCCCUCUCUCUCCAUUCCAACACAGAAAUUAAAAUCUCAGAUUCUCAAUGGUCAAUGUCUCGCCAGAUCUACCUCAACUGUCCAUCGUCGCCACCAACCGCUUCUGCUCCAAACCACAACAUGUCCCGGGUCAACCACGGCAGCAAAAGCCACGGCCCAAUUCGGAUCCGAUCCCGGAUCCGAUCUCACCAACGAUGACCUAAAGCCAACAACGAAUGAAAAUAGAACCUUCUCAGGAUGGGAGAUGGCCAGCCUCUGGGUGGGACUUGUGGUCGGAGUCCCAACCUACUACCUCGCCGGCAGCCUUGUCGACCUCGGCAUGGCAUGGUGGCAAGGAAUCGCCACCGUUGUUACCGCCAACAUCAUCCUCUUGAUCCCUCUCAUACUCACUGGUCAUCCUGGGACCCGCUACGGCAUCUCAUUCCCCAUCCUUGCCCGAUCAGCCUUCGGUAUCAGAGGGGCCCACGUCCCCUCUCUGCUUCGCGCAUUGGUUGGGUGCGGUUGGUUCGGCAUUGAAUCGUGGAUUGGUGGAGAAGCUGUCUUCCUUCUCCUCCCAUCAUCUGUCAAGAAAUCAUCCCUAGCCCGUUCCCUCCCCUGGCUCGGCACAUCCCCACUUGAAUUCAGCUGCUUCAUCUUCUUCUGGCUAGCCCAGAUGGCCAUCAUAUGGAAAGGAAUGGAUGGUAUACGAGACCUUGAGAAGUACUCUGCUCCAAUCCUCAUCAUACUAACAUCUUCCCUCCUCUGUUGGGCCUAUGUCAAAGCUGGGGGCUUUGGUAGCAUGCUCUCCUUAUCAUCGCGCCUUACCUCUUCUGAAUUCUGGGCACUCUUCUUCCCUUCCCUAACUGCGAACAUUAGCUUCUGGGCCACGGUUGCGCUCAACAUACCAGAUUUCACUCGGCACGCCAAGAGCCAAAAAGAUCAGAUUAUGGGCCAGGUCGGCCUUCCCAUUUUCAUGGGAUUGUUCACUUUUGUGGGCCUAGCGGUCACAUGCUCAACAGAGGUGAUCUUUGGCCGUGUAAUCUCUAGUCCCAUCCAACUCCUCGGUGCAAUCGGUGGGUUCCCAACUAUGUUCCUGGCCAUCUUCGGAAUCAGCUUGGCCACAAUCACCACCAAUAUUGCAGCGAACAUCGUCGCCCCUGCUAAUGCCCUUGUCAACCUCAGCCCGUCGACAUUCAACUUCAGAAGAGGCGCUCUUCUGACAGCAAUGCUAGGCAUUGUUUGUCAGCCGUGGAGGCUUCUCCACUCCAGCGAGAGCUUCGUCUAUACAUGGCUGGUGGGGUACUCUGCACUUCUUGGCCCCAUUGGAGCGAUAACAAUAGUCGAUUACUACAUUCUCCGUGGCAUGGUUUUAGACAUCAAUGCGUUGUACUCAUAUAAUCCUCUUGGGGCUUACUAUUACUGCAGAGGAUUCAAUCUAGCUGCAAUGGCAGCUCUGGUUAUCGGAAUACUGCCAGUAAUCCCGGGUUUCCUGAACAAGGUAGGACUCCUGAAUUCAACUGCAGAGGCAUUUGUGGUAAUCUAUAACAAUGCUUGGUUUAUAAGCUUCUUCAUUGCUGGGAUUGUUUACUGGUUUCUCUCAUGUUUGGGAGGCCAAAGAGGGAUUUCUCAACCUGUCGAUCACCUAGCUCCCGCCGAGUAAAUUCUUUUAAAAUGGGAAUAGAAUUACUUGUAUACAUUAAAUGAAGGGAAUUGAUAUUUGCGUC
Messenger RNA from Magnolia sinica, 1816 nucleotides. Its product is annotated as purine-uracil permease NCS1-like. The transcript has a single exon. The coding region runs from base 82 to 1752 and encodes 556 amino acids. Gene Ontology annotation, biological process: transmembrane transport; nucleobase transport. Gene Ontology annotation, molecular function: nucleobase transmembrane transporter activity. The record is from RefSeq and is a predicted model, not a curated record. Lineage: Eukaryota; Viridiplantae; Streptophyta; Magnoliopsida; Magnoliales; Magnoliaceae. Gene Ontology annotation, cellular component: plasma membrane.